AUGAUAAGGACCGGUAUCAAAUGUCGGAUACUGAGAAGGCAAAUCCACAGUUCGAAUAGUCUAUUAAUCACUUUUGAAGGAAACACGCACGGUGUUCAGGGCACCGAUGAAGAAAGAAUGAGAAAUGUAUUUGGUGGGAGAAUAAAAGGAGAACCUCCAAAAUCUACAAGUCGAUACAUCCAACAGGGCUCAAGAGAUAUCGGUGGGAUUUCUGUACCUGAGAGACCUACAGAACCGGACAAUUGUUGUAUGUCAGGUUGCGCUAAUUGUGUUUGGGAGAUAUUUAACGAUGAAUUACGGGAUUGGAAACAUAGACGGAAAGAAGCUGCUGAGCAAAUUAAAGGUACUCAGGUGAAAUGGCCUGCUGAUUUUGACCCUCCUUUGAAAUUUUUGGAUAUUCAAAAUGUACCUAUGAGCUUGAAGACUAAAAAGAUCAAUCUGGACAGACAGAAACGACGGAGUACUGCGUCUUUAUUCCCUCCAAGAGAGGGUUCUUUGCCUAAAAGUGUGCUAGAGGCCAAAAGGCGACAUGCUCAAGAAAAACAAGAAGCUAAGGCUACUAUGGCAGACGAAGAUUCGGAAGAGGGAUGGGGUGAUGUACCCAUGUUCAUCAAGGUGUUUGCUGAGUUCGAAAAAAAGAAAAAGCUAGAGCAUCAGAAACAACACCAGCAACCUCCGGAGCCGAAAUCCAACUGA
Lachancea mirantina is the source of this 696-nucleotide messenger RNA. The record is from the annotation of a GenBank genome assembly. NCBI's taxonomy places the organism in Eukaryota, Fungi, Ascomycota, Saccharomycetes, Saccharomycetales, Saccharomycetaceae.